AUGGCCGGGAGGCUAACCGCGGCGGGAUCCCGCAUCCUGGGCGGCGGCGGCGCACGCGCUGCGGCCUCCGCCCUCCGGCACCGCGCCGGCAUGGGCCUCCCCGUCGGCCGCCACAUCGUCCCCGAUAAGCCCCUGCCCGUGAACGACGAGCUGGUGUGGGAUAACGGCACGCCCUUCCCGGAACCCUGCAUCGACCGCCUCGCCCCGCACAUCGGCAAGUAUGAGGCGUUGGCGUGGCUGUGCGGAGGGCUGGGGUUCUUCGCUGCCCUCGGUGUGGCUGCUGCUGUGAACGACAAGGCCUCCAAGAUACCAUAUACUCCCAAAGUCUAUCCGUACGACAACUUGAGAGCUGAACUUGGUAACAGACCAUUUUAG
Miscanthus lutarioriparius is the source of this 375-nucleotide messenger RNA. Lineage: Eukaryota; Viridiplantae; Streptophyta; Magnoliopsida; Poales; Poaceae. The record is from the annotation of a GenBank genome assembly.